AUGUGUACCGAAUCCAUUGCCCUCUGCGAAAGCUGCGGCCUCCACAGACACAUGCACUACCACCGCUGCAGAUCCUGGCUCUGGUCCUACCGCCAAAUAAAAUGGACCUUCACCACCCCUCUGUCCUCGACCCCGAAGCCCAAAAACUGCCCCUUCCUCGACGGCGAGGUCAAGACCGAGAUCAUACCGGGCCGGUGUCCCAACGCGGCGUGUCCAGGUCAUAGGCUCAAAGACGACGUCGACUUGCGAGCGGCCGCCAACGGGAUGUUGGACAGGAGAACGGACGGGGAAAAGAUUGAUGCGCAGAGGGUCAAGAUGGGACUUAUGAGGAGACCUGGGCCGACGCAGGGGUUCCGGGAGCCGUUGGAGGUUGGGAGACCGCAUCAGAAUCCGGUGCCGGUUGUGAUUACGGAUGGGAGGCCUGAUGAGGGGUUGAGACUUGUGAAGGGACGGGGAAAGCGGGUGGAGGGGAUGGGGAUGGCGGAGAAGGAGGGGGAGCAUGAGGGGCCUAUAGCUGUUUCGUCGCCGGAUCCUGCUACGAGGGUGCCUGUGAGGAGGCAGAGGGUGUAUAAUGGUCCGAUGAUGAGGCCCCAUUGA
This is a messenger RNA of Colletotrichum phormii, 597 nucleotides long. RefSeq lists its product as uncharacterized. The record is from RefSeq and is a predicted model, not a curated record. The transcript has a single exon. NCBI's taxonomy places the organism in Eukaryota, Fungi, Ascomycota, Sordariomycetes, Glomerellales, Glomerellaceae. Bases 1 to 597 code for a protein of 198 amino acids.